Manihot esculenta (cassava) is the source of this 1592-nucleotide messenger RNA. Its product is annotated as EEF1A lysine methyltransferase 4. Bases 678 to 1367 code for a protein of 229 amino acids. The transcript has 8 exons. Gene Ontology annotation, molecular function: S-adenosylmethionine-dependent methyltransferase activity. The record is from RefSeq and is a predicted model, not a curated record. NCBI's taxonomy places the organism in Eukaryota, Viridiplantae, Streptophyta, Magnoliopsida, Malpighiales, Euphorbiaceae.
GAUGCUUUGUAUUGGGAUGCGCGAUAUGUGCAGGAGGCUGGUAGCUUUGAUUGGUAUCAGCGUUACUCUUCUCUUCGCCCAUUUGUUCGUCGUUAUAUUCCCACGUCUUCUCGUGUUCUCAUGGUUGGCUGUGGCAAUGCUCCGUUCAAUCGAGAGAGGAUGGAUUGGAUUAGGGGCAUGUUCAUAGUUGAGCUCCGUAUGGUUACUGGGGUAGUUAGGGUUUUUGUUCUCUGUUUCUGGGUCCCUUCAACUUCUGGAUCGCCUGUCAAAAUCUUGGGCCUUGCUUCUGAAUGUUUAUCAGGAAGAAAGGCUGAUACGUUUUGCUAAGAAAUGAGAUUGACAUGCAUUUUUUUUUUCUUUGAAACAGUGAUCUUCAGGUUUGAAAAAGCUAGAAAUGGCAACCCUUAUAAUUGAAGCGCGAAUAAAACUGUUAUGUUAUUAAUGCAACUGCCCCACUCGUCUUGUCAAUGCCUUUGAUGGAGCUACAGUAUCAUGCAAUUAUUGUAAAUAAUUGUAUGGUGUUUGAAAUAAUUUUGCGAUUCUAAUUGUGAAUUCUAUAGUUGAUGGCAUAUUUAGGAGGUGGUUGCAGUAAAAUUUAUAAUACACAUCAAGGCAGCUGGAUGAUCUAUGUCGAGUUUGCAAGUUUUCUGAUUGACUAACAUUAUCAUAUCCUCGUGAUGGUGCAUUUAUUGAUUGAAUCUUGUUUGACCUGUCAAUUGCUAUGGGGAUUUUCUUUAAAUUCUUUGUGCAUUUGGAGAUUUACUAAAGGAGAUAUCUUAUUCUACAUUGUAGUAAUGUCAGAGGACAUGGUCAAGGAUGGAUAUGAAGAUAUAAUGAAUAUUGACAUAUCGUCAGUGGCCAUUGAAAUGAUGAAAAGGAAGUAUGAGUAUAUCCCUCAGCUCAAAUACAUGCAAAUGGAUGUUAGAGACAUGAGCUUCUUCCCAGAUGAGUCUUUUGAUAGUGUCAUCGACAAGGGAACUCUUGAUUCCUUGAUGUGUGGAAAUGAUGCUCCAAUUAGUGCUGCUCAGAUGUUGGGAGAAGUAAGCAGGCUUCUUAAACCUAGAGGAAUUUAUAUGUUGAUAACAUAUGGUGAUCCUACAGUAAGGAUGCUUCAUUUAAGCCGGCCAGUGUACAAUUGGAAAAUAAUAUUGUUCAUAAUACCUAGACCAGGAUUUGAAAGGCCUGCAGGUAGUUCUUCAUCACGGUCAUUUUUGGAACCUGUUCCUAUCACUGAGAAGGGCUUGCUUCCAGCAGAUUUUGUGUUGGAAGAUCCAGAUUCUCACUUUGUAUACGUGUGUAAAAAGAUGGAUGAAACAGAAGAGCUCCAAAGCAUACCUGACCACCCAUUGAUGGCUGACGUUUUGUAGCAUUAAGUGACAUUAAGGCACUAAGGUAGUAAUUACUUUGUAUGAUUUUUGCUGCUUGUACCAUAGAAGGACUUGUCAUUGGUGAGCUUUGAGUAUUUAUUACAAAAGAGGCAUUGUAUUGUUGUUAUUUCUGACACAUCAGAUUUGAAUCUGGACAAUAAGAAGAAUGAACCUAUUAGUGAUGAGUGGAUGAAAUAAGCACUUGAGUUCAUUGAUGCUCCUGUA